This is a messenger RNA of Xiphophorus maculatus (southern platyfish), 1296 nucleotides long. RefSeq names its product gem nuclear organelle associated protein 7 (gene gemin7). The transcript is spliced from 3 exons. Gene Ontology annotation, biological process: spliceosomal snRNP assembly. The coding region runs from base 182 to 568 and encodes 128 amino acids. NCBI's taxonomy places the organism in Eukaryota, Metazoa, Chordata, Actinopteri, Cyprinodontiformes, Poeciliidae. The record is from RefSeq and is a predicted model, not a curated record. Gene Ontology annotation, cellular component: SMN-Sm protein complex.
GACAACCUACUAGAAAUGUUGUCUGUUAGCAACUGCUAACGUUGCUAGCAGGAGGAAGCCGUCAGUCUUAAACUGGACAAAACAUCAGAAGGAUUCAAAGUGGGCUACGAGGGAAAGGCCUUGCAAACUAUCUCCACCAAACUUGUAAAAGCGCUUUGCUUCAAGGCUGUAGAAUCUCAACAUGGCCACACCAGUCCCUGUGCUUCGCCUACCGAAAGGUCCUGACCCAAACAGCCGUGGGUUCGACCCGAACUCUCCUCGCUACAUCGCUCUUUGCCGUACGUCCAUCCCCACUUCAGCCGCGGCAGAGUCGGACCCCCAGCAGCUGCAGGAGGAGCAGCAUGCACGUUCGGUGCUGAGAGAGCGCUUCCUGCGCUGUCUGCUCGCCAUGUCCAACAAGAAGGUUCGGUUCCACAUGCACGAGAAGGUGAACAUCGAGGCCACGUUUGGGGCUUCGGACAUCGACGUGCUGAACUUUCAGGUGUCCGACCUGCACACUCCCAUCGGGGUGCAAAAAGAGGCCCUCAUCAGAAGCCAGGAUGUCAUUUCAUUUACAUUUGAUGUAUGACACUUUGGGCCCGAAUCCCAUGUUUUGAUCUCAGCAAUGGUCUUCUCACUACAGGAUGAUAUUGUUGUACAAUAUCUUUGCAAAAGUGUAAGAUUCAGAUCUUGCAUCCAUAAAUUGUUUACGUGCCACCACAAGAGGGAGCCAUUGAUUCGUCAUGAACAAAGUGUUUGGCAUUUUGGUAGAAAGGUAUUUUUAUACCUUUUAAUCAGAAACCAAGCGCUGAACUUGAUGCUGUCUGCUGGGAGUUUGAUAGUAUUGCAGUUUUAUUCACAGUUUGAUUCUCAGUCCUUCAGUUGUCAUCUGCUUCCUGACAUGCUGCCUGAUAUCAAUAUAACAACAUGUCACCUAAAUGGCCACAUUUAGUAUUUAAACACACAUCAUCUUCUGAUGUGCAACAAGUGUUUUUUUUUUGUUUCUAUUUCUCACACUUUUUACAUUUAUGUUUUUGUAUUUACCCGUUUUUGUACUUUGUUGAAAAAUAGUUUUGUUCAAAUAUGGUUUUGAAUACUUUACAUUUUGAGAAAAUGGAAAUAAAAAACUGCAUACAAACAAAACCUCAGCUAAUAUUUUUUCACACAGAAAGCUUGUUGCUGGUUGUUUAAUAAGAAUUAGUUUCUCUGUCAUGCAAGCAACUUUAAACAUCUUAGUCUACAUUGUGACAUUUGAAUGUGGCAUCAACAACCUGUUCUAGAAAAUAUAGAGAUAAUUUAUUCACAUUAGUUAUUCUA